UUGACAUCUGUCUAUGCAUUUCUCUCAAAUUGUCGAAUACAUACAACAUAAAUACGGCCAGACUAUACUUACUACGCAUUUCCAUACUGCAGAUUCGGAAUGUUUGUUGAGGGCAUUUGUUUCGGAACUAUAUAUUUUAAACCAACUAAACAUUAAUUAUAGAUCAAUAUAUACAUACAAUACAUGUAUCUGCUAUGUACAUACAUAUGUGUUAUGCAUGUACAUAUGUACGAGUACAUUCACUCCUUUUCCGGCCCAGCUGACUGAUUACAUAAUUAAACACAUACCAUUUAUACUGAAAAACUAGUGAAUUUACUUCUAUCUAAUUUUAUUUAUAAGUAUAAUUCAUAUGUCAUGACAGCAUACAUUAGUUUAAUAAGUUAGUGUUUCAAUUUCUCUGUGGAUUUUCCCAAUACAAUAAAGCAAUGUUUUUCACUUGCGAAAUUCACAAUCAACACUUUUCCACGUUGGAAGCAGUAAAGCUACACGACUCCGUUUUUCAUAUAGGUGAAAAGGAUGACAACACGACUGAAGAAGUCAUGUCAGUCCAGGAGAAAAAAUCACCGACGGACCCCUCCAUCAACCAUGAUCAUAACUUUAACUGUCCGAUUAAAUCUGACAAUUCCAUGCAGAAUUUGUCCCCUCCAAGAUAUACGUGUCACAUUUGUGCAGAGACUUUUCCAUCCUCACAACUUGUCAUGCAUCACUUGAAGUCGCAUUUUGGCCCCCAAGAUGUUCAUGUCAACCAGGAAGAGGUGGACUACCUUCCGAAUUUUCUUCCCGUCGUAAAAACGGAGCAAUCUCUCGAUGACUGCUGUGACAUCAUCGACAGUGAGUCAGAUCUCUACUACGAACCAGAAUCCGUAACAACGCCACAGUUAAAUAACAAGCCGAAAGCAUCACGUUCUCAAAAGAACAAGCUGAUAAGUUUAAGACAUCAUUCCUCCACCCACAAGCGCAUAUCCUGUUACUUUUGCUCUUUUGUCCCCCGAUACAGUUUCUUCAAACUUCUGGAGGCUCACAUGCGCAAGCACACGUUAGAAAUUCCAUAUCGUUGUGUGACUUGUGGGCGUCGUUGUUACAAUUCCAAAAAACUCGAAAUUCAUCAACAAACCAGACACCAAGACUCGAGUAACGACAAAUUAUUACGAAAGUUUAAAUGCCGCUUGUGCAAACGCUCAUUUCGUGCAAAGGAUACGCUUCGUGGACACAUGCAGACCCACUCGACCCAUGCAACCUUAUCGUGUCCUCAUUGCGAGAAACGGUUUAAACAGGGAAGAGCCUUGGUCCGACAUAUCGCUUCGUGUCAUUCGACUAAUCCUCUAAUCACGUGUGAGGUGUCAAACUGUGGACAAACUUUCAACCGGCGAGAUGUGUGGAAGUUGCACAUGAAAAAGGUUCAUCCGUCCGAAGUGAUCACUAAUUCAGCCAGAGAAAAAAGCUACACGUGCCAGUUCUGUCCACGUGGGACGGCAAAUGAUUUGUGAACUUAUAUGCAUAAAAUCAUAUGCAAUUAUAAAAUCUUAAACGUUGUUAAUUCUCCUGUUUGUGGACGCUUGGCAUACCAAUUUAAUUCCGCAGUGGGUGUGGAUGCGUGGCAUGCCAAUUUAAUCCCCCAGUUUCAAAAUUUUAAGGAUUGUUCUGUUCUGUCAAGAAUGCCUUGACACUUAGCGAUCUAAUAAUAACGUAAUUCGAUUGUCUAGCAACAUUGGAUAUGUUGAGUAUUGAAUAGCGAUGCUGAAUAAACUAUCACCGCACGUUAGCAACCAGUAACUUAACACGUAAAUAGGUUGCCUAAUGCAAAUAUUUCAAAAAGCUCUAAUUCCGUCAGUUUUGAUCCGAUUAAGUCGAACAAAGGCUUACAAUUUGCGUAUUAUCCUGGAGAAUAAUAAAAAUGGCAAGCCCCCGGUCGGAAACACUUCCUUGAUGCCAAGAAAUGGAUUUGAAAUUUUAGGCAUCGGACUUUCUACCUGAAGGAAUUAGAAUUUUUGAAAAAAUAAAAAAAACGUAUCUGUAAAACAGAAUUCUCUGGUUUUUUUGUUUCAGCAUGUUUUCCAUGCAACGAACGGUUUGGGCGAAAUCUCAGUGCGACCUUUUCAAAGUUGCAGCUGAUUGCAUACCUAGGCUUCGCCGUAACCAUGGUGAUCUUUUAACAUGAUCACCUUAUGGUUACUUUUCCUUCACCUAAGAAAAACCAUCCAGAUGAGGUGAAAGGGCUCCUUACCUGCACCCUUUGUGGUACAACUCUGUCCUCUUUUUCGCAUCGGAAACGACAUGACAAAACUAAAGGACAUCUAGACAAAGUAAAAGAUGCUGAGAAAAGUACAAGUGUAGCGAAAGGCUGACAAUUCAUUGAAGAUAACCUAAAAAUGUUGUACUUAAGAGAUGACUGUAAAUACUUUAUACUCAUGACCCGAGCGAUAAAAUAAACAAAUCUAUAUAUUUAGCUCUAAAAA
This is a messenger RNA of Folsomia candida, 2456 nucleotides long. Its product is annotated as zinc finger protein 668. Gene Ontology annotation, molecular function: RNA polymerase II cis-regulatory region sequence-specific DNA binding; DNA-binding transcription factor activity. Gene Ontology annotation, biological process: regulation of transcription by RNA polymerase II. The transcript has 4 exons. The coding region runs from base 426 to 1487 and encodes 353 amino acids. The record is from RefSeq and is a predicted model, not a curated record. NCBI's taxonomy places the organism in Eukaryota, Metazoa, Arthropoda, Collembola, Entomobryomorpha, Isotomidae.